Spea bombifrons (plains spadefoot toad) is the source of this 1937-nucleotide messenger RNA. It is a transcript of the gene VPS26A, whose product is annotated as VPS26 retromer complex component A. Lineage: Eukaryota; Metazoa; Chordata; Amphibia; Anura; Pelobatidae. The record is from RefSeq and is a predicted model, not a curated record. Gene Ontology annotation, cellular component: endosome; retromer complex. Bases 91 to 1071 code for a protein of 326 amino acids. The transcript is spliced from 9 exons. Gene Ontology annotation, biological process: retrograde transport, endosome to Golgi; intracellular protein transport.
GUGACGCCACUCCGCCCCUCCCCUGUAGUCACGUGACGGUGGCGGGUGGAGUUCCUCGUCGGUGCUGAGGGUUCGGCCCGGUGUGACAACAUGAGUUUUCUAAGCGGUUUGUUUGGUCCAAUUUGUGAGAUUGAAGUUGUUUUGAACGAUGCAGAAACCAGGAAGCUAUCGGAGAUCAAAACCGAAGAUGGCAAGAUAGAAAAACACUUCUUGUUCUACGAUGGGGAAUCUGUGGCUGGAAAGGUAAACGUUGUCUUCAAGCAGCCUGGUAAAAGACUAGAACAUCAAGGAGUUCGAAUUGAGUUUGUUGGACAAAUUGAACUUUUCAAUGACAAAAGCAACACACAUGAAUUUGUGAACUUGGUUAAAGAAUUGGCCCUACCGGGAGAACUGACACAGAGCAGAAGUUAUGAUUUUGAGUUCAUGCAAGUCGAGAAGCCUUAUGAAUCCUACAUUGGUGCAAAUGUUAGGUUAAGGUAUUUUCUCAAAGUGACGAUAGUGAGACGCCUUACAGACCUGGUAAAGGAGUAUGACCUAAUUGUUCACCAGCUUGCAACGUACCCAGACGUCAACAACUCCAUCAAAAUGGAAGUGGGAAUAGAAGACUGUUUGCAUAUAGAAUUUGAAUACAACAAAUCCAAGUACCACUUAAAAGAUGUAAUUGUUGGGAAAAUUUACUUCCUUUUGGUCAGAAUAAAAAUCCAGCACAUGGAAUUGCAGUUGAUAAAGAAGGAAAUCACAGGAAUAGGCCCUAGUACUACAACAGAGACUGAAACUGUGGCAAAGUAUGAGAUUAUGGAUGGAGCACCAGUCAAAGGGGAAUCUAUUCCUAUUCGACUCUUUCUCGCUGGGUAUGAUCCUACACCCACUAUGAGGGAUGUAAACAAAAAGUUUUCAGUGAGAUACUUCCUGAACUUAGUACUUGUUGAUGAGGAAGACAGAAGAUACUUCAAACAGCAGGAGAUCGUUUUAUGGAGAAAAGCACCUGAGAAGAUAAGGAAAAGAACCAAUUUUCACCAACGAUAUGAGCCAUCAGAUCAACAAGCAUCAGCUGAAGAGCCAGAGAUAUAACACUUUCUAUUCCACAUGAAAUGAAGGAUUGCAACGGAUACAAGGAAGUAAAACCUUCCGCCAUAACGUCUUCCUUCAUUCCAGCACUGCUGCAUUUAAUGUACCACACUAAACAUUCUGCAGGUCUGUAUGUAAUUCCACUUGUACAUAUAUAAAUAGCAAGUGCUUUUGCCGGAAAACACUGGACCUUUCUCAGACUAGCAUUUUAUAGAUUUCAUUUAAUUUUUAAUUUUGAGAUUUUGCAUUGGAACAUGCAGCAAGCUAAAAACAAGUGCUUCAUGUAUUACGGUCAUGCAUGUAGGCUGGUAAAAAAAAAUAAUUAAAGAAAGGAACAGAUGGCCUUAUUGUCCCUGUCUCUCAUGUACACUUAUUGCAUUGUUUAUCUGGAAUCAAUUUAUACUUGUUUUGAACAAGCAGAGCAUUAGUGUGAAUCUACACCAAAUCCAUAGAAUUCUAUUUGACAAAAAGGAAAAGCUUUAUUAAACAUUUUGAAGACAUCCUGAGUAUGCGUCACUUUUAUUCUGUACUACUUACCCAAUUAAUGUAUGUAGAAACUUUAUUUUUUGUUCUUCGUGAAAUAAUCAGCCUUUUUUUUUGUUUUGUUUUUCAUCCUAACAAAUUGCAUCUCUUACUUUUUCGUUUAAUCUUAAAAUGUUAUAUCUAAAAUACUAGAAUUGGUUAAUAUUUAUCACUCUACUGUACCCUUAAUUACAGUAUUUUUGCCUUCCUUUAAUAUAUGGUAAUGAAAUCAAAAAAACAAAUCUCAUGCAAAGUGUAUAUAAAUUUGCUUUAUUAUAUUGUACAAGUAUUUUAUAUCAAUGUUUUGGGGCAAAAUACAGAUGAAAAAUAAAAUCUUACAAACACCA